GUAGAAAUGACAGAUGGAGACAGAGGAACCAAUGGUGGAGCCGUGCAGCCACCAGAUGAUGCGAACAAGUAUCGGCCUUUUGCGCACAUCGAGCACGCAAUCACCACGAACCUGAGACGACUUAUGGAGAGCACUGCUCCCAGCGCAGUGCAAGCUACUCCAGCGACGAUGAUGGCUGGCGCCUUAACUCGAGCUCUGACGUACAUCUCCAAACAGACGGCAUCUCUUCCGGCGGGCUCCUCCAGCGCACAACACUUCAACUACUCUGAUCCCUCAUCUGUAGCUGGUGGCAAUGAUGCCUCGGGCGUUGGUGGACAAGGAAAUAACAUCUCUGGCCUGACUUCUCGACUUCUCAUUCUAUCUGUCUCUGGAGACCUCGCGAAUCAAUACAUACCAAUUAUGAACUCGAUCUUCGCAUGCCAACGAUUGAGCAUCCCAAUCGAUAUCCUCAAACUUGCGGGCGACACGGUGUUUCUUCAACAAGCUGCAGAUGCUACAGGCGGCAUAUACAUGGCACUGGACUCCAAUACCAGGGGAGGCUUCCUCCAAUACCUCAUGUUCGCCUACUUACCCGAUGAGACUGCCCGCAAGCAUUUGAUCACGCCGGGCGAGGGCGAGGGCGUGGAUUUCCGCGCCGCUUGUUUCUGUCACAGGCGGGUGGUGGAUAUCGGAUUCGUGUGUUCAAUAUGUCUCAGUAUCUUUUGCGAGCCAUUGCACGACAGUCUAUGUCUGACGUGCGGGAGUCACUUGCAAUUGGCUAAUUAUGGGCAGAAGCCAGCUGUAGUUCCGAAGAUGAAGAAGAAAAAGAAGAAGAGGCCGUUGGAGGAUGGCGGGACUCCGGACAGUCGAGCGGGGACGCCACUGCCGUGAGUCGAGUGUAGCCAUGGGCUUGAGUAUGAGCAUGAGCAGAAUGCUCAUGGCAUGUGGUAGCCAACACCCGCUCAAUUCGCACAUCUGACAUUCCGGCUGAACUUUGGCAACCGAGUCAAAAUCUUACAGCAUCAAAUGAACAUUAAUGAAGAAUCACAUGCCAGCUUCGUUAAGCGGACUGGGCAGAAGCUCGUCGCACUGUGAUCAAGACGAACGAGAGCCUAGGCAUCUUACGUAACAUCGCACCUACUCGGAUUCUGGCGAGCCUCGAGUCCGCGCACGAGAAGCCUAUGCUUGGAGCAGCCUAAUCUUGAUGAACACCCUAGUAGUAGAUGGAGUUUAUUCGUCGAGGGACAGGCUGGAGAGCAUGACGGUCAGCAUCGGAACCGAACCUGCUAUGAAUUACAGGCAGCUUUGUAUUUCGAUGACUCCAAGCAUUGCAAUGCAAGUUCCAAUAAAGACACAGUCUUGCCGUAUCGUGCUUCGUAGGAAGUAUUGAUUGAGUAUGCGAGCGGAUGCGCGAAGCGGCGUAAAGCAGAUGUAGACAUUUGAAAAAGUAGCUGAAAAGAGCCGGGAGAAGAGGUCUCAUCCAAUUUUGAUAUAGUUCUAAAGACAGAAGACUGCUCUCUAGCUCAUCAUAUUCUACGUAUUG
Molecule: messenger RNA, 1522 nt
Organism: Sphaerulina musiva SO2202
Lineage: Eukaryota; Fungi; Ascomycota; Dothideomycetes; Mycosphaerellales; Mycosphaerellaceae
Product: transcription factor Tfb4
Exons: 1
Coding region: 7-870 (287 amino acids)
Biological process (GO): regulation of DNA-templated transcription; nucleotide-excision repair
Cellular component (GO): transcription factor TFIIH holo complex; transcription factor TFIIH core complex
Source: RefSeq, a predicted model, not a curated record